Bufo bufo (common toad) is the source of this 12779-nucleotide messenger RNA. It is a transcript of the gene PRKDC, whose product is annotated as protein kinase, DNA-activated, catalytic subunit. Gene Ontology annotation, cellular component: nucleus. Gene Ontology annotation, molecular function: DNA-dependent protein kinase activity; protein binding. Lineage: Eukaryota; Metazoa; Chordata; Amphibia; Anura; Bufonidae. Gene Ontology annotation, biological process: immunoglobulin V(D)J recombination; telomere maintenance; double-strand break repair via nonhomologous end joining. The record is from RefSeq and is a predicted model, not a curated record.
GCGCCCUCUAGCGUCCCGUGUUUGAAGUAUUGCCAGCGCCGCCUCGUCCCCGUGCAGGUUUCCCGCCUCUCCUGUCACUACUGGCCCGGACAUGUCUUCGUUCGGCGCCGGUACAUCCCGUUCUGAUGGAGGAGAUGGAGGACCCGCAGAAACGGCCGGCGGCAUCUUGGCCAGUCUUCACGAACUCAAGCGCCUGCUCGGCUCCGGGGAUCCCGGCACUUGUGCGGCUGCUCUCGGCCUCUUACGCAGCCUGGGAGAGGAGUGUGUGAUCUCGGCGCCAGGGAGCAGUGUGCUGGCUUUGAACACAUCCUUGGUCUUUUCUAAGGAUUAUGGUCUGCUGGAGUUCAUCCACAAAUCCCUGAUCAUGGAAGAAUAUCGAGACUGUCGAGAAGAAGCAUUAAAAUUCCUGGUCACCUUUCUGGAGAAAAUAGGCCAGAAUUCACAACCAUAUGCCUUAGAAAUCAAGAAAAUAUGUGUCAUUGCAUACACAAAAGAAAAAUAUGCUAAGUGCAAAGUAGCUGCAUUAGAUCUUCUAAUUAAGUUAUUGCAGAUUCUGAAGAAAUCCUACACAAUUGAAGAAUUUAAGAUCAGUGAACUUUUCAAUAAAUUUUACGGUGAACUGGCUAAUAAAACCAAAAUAUCCGACACAGUUUUGGAAAAGAUUUAUGAGCUUCUGGGAAUUUUGGGUGAAGUGCAACCUAGUGAUAUGCUGAACAAUUCUGAGAAACUCUUUCGAGCCUAUCUGGGAGAAUUAAAAGGACAGAUGACUUCAUCCACAAGGCAGCCUAAGUUUGCCGUGGUAGCUGGAUGUUUGAGAGGAUUAUCAGCACUCUUGAUUAACUUUACAAAAUCUGUGGAAGAAGAUGCUAGCACUUCUAAAGAAAUUUUUGAAUACACAUUGAAGGCAAUAAAUCCUCAGAUCGACCUAAAAAGAUAUGCUGUGCCUUUAGCUGGCCUACAUCUCCUUGCUCAACAUGCAUCCCAGUUUGAUACCUUCCUCAUGGACUCCUAUCAAACUGUUUUUGAAGUAAUGUCCAAAUGGUGCGGCCAUUCAAAUCACGAAAUGAAGAAAAAUGCGUUUGCAGCGCUGGACUCCUUCCUAAAGCAGAUGGCGUUGCUGGUUACUAAUGAUGCUGUAGCUCACAAAGACAAGUUACAGUUCUUCAUGGGACAGUUUUACAAGAUCAUGAGAAAGAUGGAGUCUUCCAAUAAGGAACUUGCUAUUGCUAUUCGAGGAUAUGGCCUUUUUGCAGCGCCUUGCAAAGCAGUAAAUGCCACAGAUGUGAAUUUUAUGUAUAUUGAGCUUAUUCAGCGUUGCAAGCAAAUGUACCUCACAGAGGUGGAGACAGAAGAUGACAAUGUGUAUCAGCUACCAAACUUCCUGCAGGCGAUUGCAAGUGUCAUACUUUACAUGGACUCGAUUCCUGAAAUAUACACUCCUGUUCUUGAGCGCCUCCUUGUUGUGCAAAUAGAAACAUUUCCACAAUACAGCUCAAAAAUGCAGUUUUCAUGCAGCAGGUCAAUCAUCAAGGUGUUUCUAUCUUUGGCGGGAAAAGGGCCUGUUCUUUGGAGCCUGAUUAGUACUGUGGUGCAUCAAGGAUUAAUCAGAGUCUGUUCCAAGCCAGUCAGAUUUGAAAGGGAUGGAUAUGGGGCAGUCAGUUCUGAGGAGCCACCAGCUUCUGGUGAGGUCCGUGCUGGAAAAUGGAAAGUACCUAGUUUCAAAGACUAUCUUGAUCUCUUCCAUAGUCUUCUGAACUGUGAUCAGAUAAAGGAAUCCAUAUUUUCUGAUGAAGUUUUCCCAGCUGUCAACUCCCCACUGCAGUCACUGAGUAGACUAUUGUAUGAUGAACUCAUAAAAUCCAUUCUCAAAAUUAUUGAGAAAUUGGAUCUGUCAUUGCAAAAGCAAGAAUCUGGGCAACUGGUUGAUGAGGAUCACCUAGGCUAUUUAGUCAUUGCAACAUCAGACCCAGCAGCUAACCUUUAUCCUACCAAACCAAAAGAUUUUACAGCAUUUGUUAAUCUGGUCGACUUCUGCAGUGAAAUGAUACCAAACAAGCACGUGGAAUUCUUCGAGCCUUGGGUUUAUGUGUUUGGCUAUGAGAUAGUUUUAAAGUCUACGCGUCUACCCCUUAUCAGUGGCUUUUACAGACUGCUGUCUGUUGUAAUGAAAAAUGCAAAGAAAUUAAAGUAUUUUGAGGGUGUCAGUCUGAACAGUUCUGGCAAAUGUCCUCAAAAUCCAGAAAAAAUGUCUUGCUUUGCUCUGUUUCUGAAAUUUGGCAAAGAGGUAUCUUCUAAAAUGAAGCAAUUUAAGGAUGAGCUUUUGGCAUCUUGCUUAACUUUCAUCCUUUCUCUGCCUCCUGAUAUCAUCAAGCAUGAUAUGAAAGCGUACAUCCCUUCUUUACAAAUGGCCUUUAAAUUAGGCUUGAGCUUUCCACCACUUGCAGACGCUGGCCUUGACGCACUUGAUGAUUGGUCAUCUCAAAUUCCUUCAGAUAUUGAGAAAUUCUAUAAGGACAUUCUGCCGUCCCUAGAUAGCUACUUGACAGACACAUCAUCUUCAGAAGAGUCUCUGAGUGCUCUUGACGUUGAUCGCCUGUCUCGUGCAUCACAAAAAGGUUUUAAUAAAUAUCUUAUAAAGCAGAUACAGAGAACAAAAUCACUCUCUGUGAAAGAUGAGUCCUCUUUGGUAGCAGUAAGGAACAGAGUUGUACGAUUACUUGGAUCUUUGGGGGGACAAAUUAAUCGCAGCCUGGUAACAGCUACAUCUACUGAAGAAAUGAUAAAGAAGCAUGUAUCAUGGGACACGGAAAAAAGACUGAGUUUUGCUGUACCGUUUGCUGAUAUGAAGCCUGUGAUCUACUUGGACACUUUUCUGCCACGUGUCACAGAUUUAGCACUUUCUGCCAGUGACAGACAGACAAAAGUUGCUGCAUGUGAACUUUUGCAUAGCAUGGUUACAUAUAUGCUGGGAAAAGCAUCUCAGAUACCUGAUGCUCGUGAAGGGCCUCCACCUAUGUACAGACUAUACAAGCACACAUUUCCUGUGUUGCUCUGCCUGGCCUGUGAUAUCGAUCAGGUAACCAGACAGUUGUAUGAACCUCUUGUUAUGGGCAUCAUCCACUGGUUCACAAAUAACAAAAAAUUUGAAAGUCGUGACACUGUGGCUUUGCUGGAUUCUAUUUUGGAUGGAAUUGUGGAUCCUGGUAAUAGUACUUUGCGAGACUUUUCAGCACGGUGUAUUCAAGAAUUUCUAAAAUGGUCAAUCAAGCAGACCACACCAAGACAGCAAGAACAAAGCCCUGUAAACACACAGUCACUAUUUAAAAGGCUCUACAGCCUUGCUCUGCAUCCUAAUGCAUUUAAGAGGUUGGGAGCAGCUCUUGCAUUCAACAAUGUAUACAAAGAAUUCAGAGAAGAGGAUGCUUUGGUGGAAAAGUUUGUGUUUGAGAUCUUGGUUGUGUACAUGCAAAGUCUGGCAUUAUGUCAUGGAGAUGAAAAAUCCUUAGGCACCAUUCAGCAGUGCAGUGAUGCCAUUGAUCAUCUGAAACGCAUCAUCAUUCAGAAAGUCAGCAAGCUAAACAAACCAUCUAAAAGACGCAUACCAAGGGGUUUUCCUCAGAGUCAGACAAUCUGUCUCUUGGAUAUUGUGCUUUGGCUUUUACAACAAUGUGGCCUCCCUCAGACGGACUGCAGACACAAGGCAAUGGAACUCUUCUUUGAACUUGUACCUGUUUUGCCUGAGAAAAAAUCUCCAUCAGCCUGGGUGGAGGAAAUUAUCAAGAAAGAAAGCGUCUCUUUUUUGAUUCAGAGAUUUGAAAGUGCUGGCAGUGUGGAUGGAAACCAUUGUGGCAUAUUUUACAUUACCACUCUUCAGGAUCUGAACAAGACUUCCUUACGAGCUGUGAUUCAGUGGAUGGACAUGUUGCUUGCGGCUCUGGAUUGUUAUAAUACGUUUUUGGGUAUGCAUGUAGUGAAACCACAGACUUUGCUUGAUCCUUCUCAGAAGUCAUCUUUUCUCAGAGCACUAAAUUUUUUCAUCAGUCAUCUUUCCAUGAAUGACGUUAUGGCAGCAGGCACUUGCUUCAAAGCCAGUUUAUUUAGUCCCCAAGAAAAAGAGGAAUACAACUAUAACAAGUGCACAAUUAUAGUAAGAAUCAUUGAAUUUGUAACCGUGAUCCUGGAUAAUUGCCAGCAGGAUUUCUGUAAGAAUCUUGAGGAUGAGCUUCUGAAUAACUCCAUGUGGGAAUUAGCAGCGGUUACUAUAUGUGAUCCAUUAAGUAUAGGAUUCAAUACGGCAGAUGUUCAAGUCAUGAAGAACCUUCCAGAUGUGUGUGUACAGUUGCUGAAAGCAGUAGCAAAAUCACCAUAUAGGAGAAUCUUGGAAACGUGUUUACAGAAAAAAAUGACAAUGGAACGGAUUGAAGAUCUGUGUACUGUUAAUUUGUGUGAUCCAGAUAUCAGACAUCAGAGUGUUAAGUUGGGUGCCACGCUAUCUGCUUGUAACCAGCUGUACAAGGCACAGUUGUUGACUUCUGUUCUGCACGCAAAGGUUACUGGUCUUGGAUUUACUGUUGGUUCCAAACUCCUUUCAGUGGUUUAUAAAGGCAUUGCUGCCAGUAAUGAUAGAAAGUCCUUACCAUCUCUAGACAUCAGCAGUAAACGUCUUGCUGAAGGAAUUUUACAUCUUUCUUUUAAUUUCGGUGGACAGUGUGAAGAACUCGUAAGCCUAUUGCUGAACACAGUAGUUUUAACAGUGCCGUUGUCUGGAAGUUCUCAGAGAAACUUCAUCAAUUUUUCUCAUGGAGAGUAUUUCUACAGUUUGUUUUCUGAAACUAUUAACAGGGAACUGUUGAAGAACCUGGACACAGUAGUACCUCAUCUACUCAAUUCAUCUACAGAAAAUCCAAAAAUGGUAAGCUCAGUCUUGAAUGGAAUGUUAGACCAAAGCUUUAGACAGCGUUCAGUCCAGAAGCAGCAAGGCACGCAGUUGGUGAAUUCUGUGCUUAAAAAUUGGAUGAAACUGGAGAGCUGGUGGGCCGCAGACUCUUCACCAGAAAGCAAAAUGGCAGUUCUAACAUUACUUGCGAAAGUGUUACAGAUUGAAUCUACUGUGUCCUGUGAUACAAACCACCCAGCUUUUAAUGACAUUUUUAGAACCUAUCUGAGCAUUCUAUUGGAUCAGAAGCUUGGGCUGAAUUUGAAAAGUCAGACUAUUAUCAUACUUCCUUUCUUCACCAACCUAAAAGAAGACCGAUUGAGAGAGUUAAAGCAUACCCUUGAUCAGUUUGUUGCCUUUAACUUUCCAAUGAAAUCUGAUGAAUUUCCUAAAGGCACUUUAAAGUUCAAUAAUUAUGUGGACUGUGUAAAAAAGUUUUUAGAUGCGUUGGAAUUGUCCCAGAGCCCAGUGCUGCUGCAGCUGAUGGCUGAAAUUCUUUGUAGGGACAACAAGCAUUUUAUGGAAGAUUUAUUUCAGAACACUUUCAAGAAAGUUGUUAAAAGGAGUAGCUGUGAUAAGCAAGUGAUCUUACUGGAUACACUACAUAACAUGUUCAAGAGUGAAGAUCUCCUUUCAAAUACAACUCGCCAUUCUUUAGUUGAUCAUUGUCUACUGACUCUCUUGUGGAACUGCAGUUCUGAAGCACUGAAAGAUUUUUUCUGCAAAAUCAUUAAUUUUUCAAUGGAUUUUCUCAAGAGCAGGUUCACAAAGACAUCCGAAGCAGUCUUUGACACUCAGCUUACAAAGAAAAUGGGUUACUACAAGAUGCUGGAAGUUCUUUUCUCACGUCUUUCUAAAGAUGAAAUUCAUUCCAAGGAAUCCAGAAUAAAUCAUGCAUUUGAAGGAUCAGUGAAUGUUGAAGGAAAACAACUUACUAGGACACUGAUAAAAUCAUGUCAUGAUGCAUAUACAGAGAACAUGUCUGGAGAAACACAACUACCGGAGAAGAGGAGACUCUAUCAUUGUGCCGCAUAUAACUGUGCUAUUGCCGUUGGCUCAUGUACUUUUACUGAAAGUAAAUUCUACCAAGCAUUUCUUUUCUCCGAAAAGAAAGAAAAGAAUACCUUCAUACUUGAAAACAUAAUAGAUCUUAAGCGCCACUAUUCCUUUCCCAUAGAAGUUGAGGUUCCUAUGGAACGAAAGAAAAAAUAUCUUGCUAUACGCAAGGAAGCAAGGGAAGCAGCAAAUGAGGAUUCGGAUGAGCCCCAGUAUUUGUCGUCACAGUCUUACAUGGCAGAUAGCAGUCUGAGUGAAGAAAUGAGUCAGUUCGACUUCUCAACUGGUAUCCAGAGUUUUUCUUAUAGUUCACAGAACCCAGUAAGGUCUCAAAGAAGCAGAAGAGUGAGGGAUCGCAGCUCUGAAGUCCAGCAGACCGCAGAAGAUGUUAUGGAGUUUGAAAUGGAUGAACUAAACCAGCAUGAGUGCAUGGCACCUAUGACUGGACUGAUCAAACGCAUGAGUCAAAAUGGCAUAACACCUAAAGUAGAGGAGGGUAAAGUUCCACAAGACCUGCCACCAUGGAUGAACUUUCUACAUUCUAAACUAGGAAAUACCUCCACGCCAUUGAAUAUACGUCUUUUCAUUUCCAAACUAUUAGUUAACUCUGAAGAGGUUUUCCGUCCCUAUGCAAAGUUUUGGAUUGGACCAUUAUUGCAGCUGAUUGUCUCUGGAAAUAAUGGGGGAACGGGCAUUCACUACUUGGUUGUCGAGACUGUUGUGACACUUCUUUCUUGGUCGAGUGUUGCUACACCAAAUAGGCUUGCAAAGGAUGAAAUUCUGGCUAACAGACUGCUUGAAUUUAUGAUGAAGAAUUCAUUUCAUGAAAAGAGAGCAGUAUAUAGGCAUAAUCUUGAGAUCAUCAAAACCCUGUUGGAGUGCUGGAAGGAUUGUCUUUGUAUUCCAUACAAGUUAAUAUUUGAGGACUUUUCUGGCACAGACCCUGAUAAAAAAGACAACUCUGUGGGAAUUCAGCUACUAGGUUUGGUAGUUGCUAAUAACUUCUCUCCAUAUGACCCAAAAUGUGAAAUAGACAUUACCCGGUACUUUCAGGCUCUUGCCAACAAUGUUACAUUCACAAGAUUUAAGGAAGUUUAUGCCGCAGCUGCUGAAGUCCUGGGACUUGUUCUUCGAUAUAUUGCAGAUAAAGAAAAAAACGUUGAAGGACCUGUGUUUAAUUAUGUAGAGAAGAAUUUAAAAUCGCUUCACAGUAGUAACAAAGAAGACAAGUUCAUUGUGUGCUUGAAUAAAAUAGUGAAAAAUUGUCCACUGUUUGCGGACAGGUUUAUGAAUAUUGUUCUCUAUCAACUUCCAAAGCUUCAUGGAGUUCUCAAGACCCAAUGCCUUGAAAUUAUUAUGUCUAGGUCUGAAGAAAUACCAGAUCUUUUUCUUGAGCUAAAAAAUAGGGAUUUCAAACAAAUUAUGAGCAACCGCGAUGAUGAAAGACAGAGAGUGUGCCUUGAUAUAGUAUAUAAGUUGUUAGCCAAGCUGAAACCAUCCGAGCUUCGUGAACUAUUGCCAUCUGUAAUUGCAUUUAGUUGUCACAAAUUUCCUGUUUGUCGGGAACGCAUGUAUGAUAUUCUCAUGUGGAUCUAUGACAAUUACAGAGAUCUAGAGAGCCAAUCGGAUAGUGAUUCGCAGGAGGUCUUUAAUAUGGCCAAGGAGGUAUUACUUGAAGGACUGGUAGAUGAAAAUGCAGAGCUUCAACUUAUUGUCAGAAAUUUUUGGAGCACCGAACCACGGUUGCCAACUGGCACAUCGGAUCGAUUGGUCGCUAUACUGCUCUCUUUGUGUUCCCCCAAAAUUAAAAAGCACUUUCUAAGUCUGGCCACAAACCUGCUUCUUGAAAUGACAAGUCGAAGCCCAGAUUACAUCAGGCAAAUGUUUGAGUAUCCACUUUCUGAGUGCAUGUUUCAGGAUUAUACUGUUGAUUCCAAUUGGCGCAACCGCAGCACUAUCCUCACUCCCAUGUUUGUGGAGACUCAAGCUUCUCAAAGUAUUUACAGGUCUAGGACACAAAGUUUUCAGGAAGGGCAGGAGCCAGAGGGAGGCCAAGUAAGAGCAACACAGCAGCACUUUCAGUUCACACCUACACAGAAUAUUGGUGGCAGGAGUUCAUUUAACUGGCUGACUGGAAAUACUUUGGAUACCUUGGGCAGUUUCUCUGCUGAUUCUUCAGAGUCCCUCUCUACAGCAUUGCUGUUUACAAGUAGAAGGAGUGAAAAAGCUCAGAGGGGAUCAUUUAAACCUUUGGGACCUAAUUUUGGAAAACGCAGACUAGGACUUCCAGGUGAUGAAACUGACAGCAAAACUAAAGGAAUUGACGAAAGAUCGGAAAUUUUAAGAUUGCGACGACGUUUCUUAAAAGAUAAGGAAAAGCUCAGUAUCAUUUAUGCUAAAAAAGGAGUAGCGGAGCAGAAAAGGGAAAAGGAAAUAAAAGUUGAGCAAAAGAUGAAGAAAGAUGCUCAAGUCAUUCUUUAUAGAAGUUAUCGACAUGGAGAUUUGCCUGAUAUCCAGAUUGCACACAGUGCACUUAUUGCACCACUGCAGGCACUUGCACAGAAAGACUCAACUCUGGCAAAACAGCUAUUCAGCGCAUUAUUUUCUGGGAUUCUGGAAAGAAUCGGCAGCUCCACCGAAAAGAACAGCAUUGCUGCUAAACUGGUUGAUAAGUUCAAUCAGUACUUGAACAGCACUAUGUACUAUUUCCCACCAUUCAUUGGCUGUAUACAGGAUAUGUGUUACCACCAUGUUGAGCUUCUUCAUCACCCAGCAAGUGUAAGCACAAGUAGCAUAGAAAGUUUGCAGCAGCCUAUAGGUAUUCUACUACUUGAGAAAGCAUUACAGGACAUUUCACCACCUGAGGAUCCUCCAGCAAAGAAGAUGCGUGGAAGAGCAAACCAUUCUCUGGAUGUUCAGAGAUGGAUACAGCUUGCUCAGCUGUAUCGCUCUAUUGGUGACUAUGAUGUUCUUCGAGGAAUUUUAGUAAUAAGAUUGGAACAAAAAGUAUUACACAACUUGCUUAAGUGCUGAAGCAAGGUCUGAGUACGAGAAGCUGCUAAACUAUAUGACAAGUAUGCUUUGCAGGAGACGUUUCCAGAUGGAGAACCUUCUGAUGCUGAGAAGGAUUUUUGGGAGAUUGCUUCUAUGGAUUGUUACAAUCAUCUAACUGAAUGGGAACCACUGGAGUACUGCUCGACAGUGAACAUUGACAGUCAAAAGCCACCAGACCUCAAGAAAAUGUGGAGCGACCCUUUUUAUGAGGAAACCUAUCUUCCUUACAUGAUUCGCAGUAAAGUGAAACUUCUUCUGAAUGGAAAGGCUGACCAGUCUUUAUUAACAUUCAUUGAUGAUGCAAUGAAGAUUGAGCAGAGGAAAGUGUUAAUAGAAAACUUCUACAGUCUGGAAUUGAGUCUUCUGUACAUUUUACAAGAUGAUUUUGACCGAGCAAGAUAUUACAUUAAAAAUGGAAUGGAUAUGUUCAUCCAGAACUAUUCAAGUGUCGACUCACUGCUAUACCAUAGCAGAUUAACGGAACUGCAGACUGUUCAAGCUUUAACGGAGACUCAGGAUUUUAUCAACUUUAUCCAUGUUCCUGGUAAUUUAUCAUCCCUGCCCUCCCUGAGAAGGCUGUUUCAUCUCUGGAUGAGUCGAUAUCCAGAUGACAAAAUGGAUCCCAUGCACAUCUGGGACGAUGUGAUUAGCAACAGGUGCUUCUUCCUGGAUAAAAUCAAAGAAAAGCUGUCUUGUCAGCUAGUGGAUGAAAGUAUGGAAAUAGACAGUACGACUGAAGAUAGUGAGGAAGUGCAUGCCAACAAGCAAGAAGAUGUGAACUUUCUCAUCAGAAAAUGCAAGUUUGUUAUGAAAAUGAAGAUGAUUGACAGCGCCCGCAAACAGAACAACUUUUCUGUUGCCAUGAAACUUUUAAAAGAGCUUCAUCGAGAGUCUAAAACCAACGAAGACUGGCUGGUAAAAUGGGUUCACAGUUAUUGUCGUUACAGUCACAGCCGAAUCCAAAGUCAAAGUAAUCCAGAGAGAAUAUUGACUGUACUAAAAACUGUCUCAUUACUAGAGGAGAGCAGCCCUGAAUACUUAAACAGAUUUCCUCAGUCAUACAGAUAUCACAAUAUGUUACUGGGUGGCACUUAUAAAAUCAUGGGUGAUGCACUCAGCAAACAACCAGACUGCCUGAAUAAAAUUGAAGAAUCAAAGGCUAGAAAAGUAACAGAGCUUGCCGGAUCAGCAGAGGAGGUUGCUGCUGGACUGUACAGAAAGUGUCUCCAUUACUUAAAAUCUGCUGUCAGGAGAGCUGAAGAAGAAACACAGUCUCAUUCAGAGGAGAGGACUGAUAACAAAGGAGCCAUCAAAGCUUACAUGACCCUGGUGGAUUUUUGUGAUACACAUCUUAGGAAACUAGAGGACAACUCAUCAGUAUUGGAUGUUAAAGACUGGAAACCAUUCCCUGAAAUCAUAGUGGAUAAAAUGAUAAAAGCAUUAAAGCUGGGGUCUAAAGAAGCACGGCUAAAGUUUCCUAGACUACUCCAGAUUAUUGAGCUGUAUCCUAAUGAAACAUUGGACUUGAUGGCCAGAGAGGUGAGUUCUGUUCCAUGCUGGCUCUUUAUUGGCUGGAUAAGUCAAAUGAUGGCAAUGCUUGAUAAAAAGGAAUCCCUAGCGGUACAGUUCAUCAUAGAACAAAUUGCAGACUACUACCCUCAAUCUCUUGUAUACCCAUUCAUGAUCAGUGGAGAAAACUAUAACUUUGAAGACACAGUUGAUGGACACAAAAAUAAAUUGUUUGUGGAAAAAAUUCAGAGCAAGCUGGAAAAAAAUGGAUUAAUUAAAGAUUUUAUUCUCGCUUUGGAGCAGCUGUCUAAUCCUGCUUUGAUCCUGCAGGAUUGGAAAGAGGACUUCGAUAAAGAAUUAGCUAGAGCGAAACCCGAUAGAAAUAAAAUUAAGAAAAUGUACAUAGAGAUGUAUGCAAAGCUUGGGAAUUCAAAAGAUCCUACUUUUGGGGCAUUCAGAAGGAGGUUUGCAGAGAAAUAUUCAAAGGAAUUUGACAAAGUAUGUGGAAAAGAUGGCUCUCUUCUUAGGGAAAUGAAAGCUGAGGUGUUUGCUAAAAACUUUGGAAAACUAGUGAGUGAAAUAAAAAGUGAGCAGGGUACAGAGCCAGGAAAUUUAAAGGAAUACUCUCCCUGGAUGAGUGCUUUCAAGCCAGAGUUUUCCAAAGAUGAUCUUGAAAUACCAGGUCAGUAUGAUGGUAAAGGCAAGCCUAUGCCAGAAUAUCACGUAAAGAUCUGUGGGUUUGAUGAGCGGGUAAAAGUUAUGUCCUCCAUAAGAAAACCCAAGAGGAUUAUAAUUCGAGGAAAUGAUGAGAGAGACUACCCAUUUCUUGUCAAAGGUGGUGAGGAUUUGCGCCAAGACCAGCGCAUUGAGCAGCUUUUUGAUAUCAUGAAUAUAAUCCUUUCCCAGGAUGCUGCUUGUAAGCAGAGAUAUAUGCAAGUAAAGACUUAUCAAGUGAUUCCCAUGACAACACGCAUAGGGAUGAUCGAAUGGCUGGAGAACACAUGCACCUUAAAGGAAUUUAUUUCAAGUACUCUGACUGAAAGUGAAAGAAAAGAUUUCAAUGGAAAAUAUAGUCCAGAGAAGCAUUACAAAGCCUGGCUGGACAAGAAUGACAAGAUUGGAAAUCCUCAACAACAACAACAUAUUGAUGCGUAUAGUAAAGUGGGCCGUGAUUCAACUAUCCGCUCCUUCAGAGAAAGAGAAGCACUUGUUCCUGGAGACCUGUUGAGGAGGGCCUUUGUUAAGAUGAGCGCAACCCCUGAAGCAUUUCUGGCUCUGCGCUCCCAUUUUAUCCGGUCUCAUGCUUUGCUGUGUAUAAGUCAUUGGAUCCUUGGCAUUGGAGAUCGUCACCUGAGCAAUUUCAUGGUCAAUAUGGAGACUGGAGGAAUGAUUGGUAUCGACUUUGGUCAUGCUUUUGGCACUGCAACCCAGUUUUUACUUGUGCCAGAACUAAUGCCGUUCCGACUGACACGUCAGAUAAUAAAUCUGAUGUUGCCCCUGAAAGAAACUGGAUUAUUUGAUUCUGUGAUGGUGCAUGCUUUACGAGCCUAUCGAACUAACCCGGACCUCCUCAUUAGUACAAUGGAUGUGUUUGUAAAGGAGCCUUCACUAGACUGGAAGAAUUUUGAAGCAAAGCAAUUGAAAAAGAGAGGAGACUGGGUAAAAGACGUAAACACUACCUCACAGGACUGGUAUCCUAUGCAGAAAGUAACAUGUGCAAAACGGAAGUUAUCUGGUGUAAAUCCUGCAAUAAUCACAUGUGAAGAACUGCGAUUGGGACAUGCUGUGUCUAAGGCGUUUAAACAUUUCUGUGAUGUUGCAAAAGGAGAUAAGGCGUAUAAUAUACGAGCUGGAGUACCUGAUGAUGAACUUUCUGAGGAGAUUCAAGUAAAAUGUCUUAUCGAUCAGGCUACAGACCCUAAUAUCCUUGGCAGAGUCUGGACAGGAUGGGAACCUUGGAUGUGAAGAUGCAGCUUCAGAAAUCCCAGUCUGUCCUAAAUUUGACAGUUCAAUAAUGGAAUUACUGAUGGGAAUGAAAUAGCGAUUUAUUAUUGAGUCUUCCCUGGAUAAAUGUGUGGUGUAGAAAUUUUAGUGUCUUAUAUUGUUCCUGCCUCACAGAACACACAACAGCAAAGCCUUAAUUUUGCACUCUUCCAUAGUGGUUUACUAAAAUGAAAUUCAAUUACAUUUUUAGAUCAUUAAAGAAAAACAAAAGUGAUUUUGU